CCACAUUCAUUCUUCUCCUCUGAUUCAGUUCUUGUUUUAGGAAUUGAAGAAAUCAAAUAUAAUUCCAAGAAGCAAGUCUUCCUUCUCCUCCUAAAGCUAAAAGUCCUUAUCUAUUAUAUAUAGGGUCAGAAAUAAAAAUGAGGACCGCGCUGCUGGCAGUGUUGUACACCACGGCAAAGCUUCCUGGCGCAGUUGGUUUCCUAACCUGCGCCGAAGGCGACGCAGCGAGCUACUUUCGCCCAGGACCAAGAUCGGAAGACCUGAAGGAUGACACGUCUCAUGAAGUCAACGUGGUACUACCUGGCGAAAACGAAGCAGCGGCGAUGAUAAAGGAAAGCUAUUUCGAUCAUACCUAAGGCUUUGAUGUCCUAGAAGUAGUGGUCCCUACUUUCUUAGAAACAAGACAAAGCUUCCAGAGGAUUAAUUCUGAAAGUUAGGGGAAGAACCAAGAUAAAAAGUACUUCACCCAAAGUAAGCACUUCACUCAAGCUAAAUGGAUAAGGGUGUAUCGAUCUCUAAGAUGAUGACAUGCACGGGAAUACGACCGAACGUGAGGAACUCAAAAAGCUAGGCGGGAACCCGAUCUAUGGUACUAAAGCAUUUAAGCUAUAAAAAUCAACCAAUGGCGGACAAGUCUUAUUUCUCUUGUCCUCAGAUGAAUGCAAUAUAAUCUAUCAGUUGCGUUCAACAAGAUCGAUCAGUCUUGAUAGUACUCCGUCCUCCAACCUCUUGCAAAACAAUACCUCAUCUCCAUAUCAUAUCCAUUAGGGGGCUACUCUUAGCUACUACUCUAACGUCCUCAUUUUUUCUGAUCCUUUAGACUUUUAGGAGAACGAAGGAAGACUUCUUGGAAUAUUUGAUUUUUGGUCCUACUACGCUAGGUGAAAUCGAAGAAGCAAGUGCCCUCCGGUUAUUGACGAGUGCUGGGUUGCUGAACGCGACCACCACAGACACCUUCUAUGACAUCGGGAGUGGUCUCGGGAAGUUCAUUAACCUUGCCGCUCUCGCGUCUCCGGUAAAGAAAUUAUGAAUUCCUGAAGCCUAUUUAUUGGUAGUGAGAAUGCGAGUAAGCAUGAUCGAGCUACUUCCACUAGAAUGAGUUCUCUGUCGUGCUUUCAUCUAGUGUUCGAAUUACAGUAGUACUAGAACUAGGACUCUGCCUAGUACAACCAGUGCAGCUGUGUCUAGUACAAGUACACUGUCCGGAGUUACUUUUUCGUUUUCCCCAUUUUGAACUAGAUUACUACUACUUAGGUGGUUACAGCACCUCUAAGGAAGGCGGUUGGCGUGGAGUAUGUGUGGUCGCGUAUUAAACCAGGUCUAACGGCGAAGGAGCGUCUCAACCUCAGUUUUCGGAAGCACCUUAAAGAGGUGGUCACUACCAAUUCGAUUAUGAUAGAUGUUGAUGAUGUUAUUUGUGCAGCUUCAAUUAAAAGCACAUGCACGCAAUUAUAAGUACGCAAAUUUGCAAGAACUUAUCAUUCUAACUAGGAUGACUCGGUUUAUUCUGACAUUACAACAAUUGAUAGUCUAUCAGUUGGUCUUCAUGCUCUUCUAACUAGAAGGUACACGAAGGCUAACAAGACCUCUUUACUACUAGCAAAAAGUAGAGCACAGAGGUACCAUGAUAUGACAUUUUUUUUUCGAGAUGAAGUCCUAGGCCCAGGGAGUUCCUUUGUUUAGAGAAAUGUCGAGUCUUAGGUCUUCCUCGGUUCGUUAGUAUUAUUCUGCUAUGUAUAGACUCCCGCCCCGCUAUUCAGAAUUAUGAGCUGGCACUAAUUAUAAGAACUACUCUAAUAAGACGUCAGCCUCGAACGUGACAAUUGUCAUGCCCGCUGGGACGUUGGAGGUGCCGAAAAGUAUGGUGGUGCAGAAUUUACCCGACAAAGUCAAUGCGCCAUCAGUCGGGGAAAAAAUUGGUACUAAGAAGUAGAGAAGUUCGGAAAUAAAGUUCUUACGAACAGAUCGACUCGAUCAGGAGCAGUCCGUAAUAUGCGCAUGUUAGUACUUUACCUACUACGAACAGAUCGACUCGAUCAGGGGCAAAAAGAAUUGCAAUCAUGAGACAUCACGAAAACAAAUGCAAAAAGGACAAGAAAUGAAAUACUGGAAGAAAAACGCAUGCAAAUGAAAGGUGAAAGAACAAGGUAACCCCAUCUCCCUGCAACCGAACAAUCCCCCUUUUCCCAUAACUGUACGUACCCCAUGACUGGGUAGAUUAUUAUUAUUACAAGAAGAACUUUAUUUCUAGUAGUAGAGAAGUUCGGAAAUAAAGUUCUUUUACCUACUACGAACAGAUCGACUCGAUCAGGGGCUGAAGCAGUCCCUAAUAUGCGCAUAGAUGUUAGUACUUUACUUCUAACGUACAUCGACUCGAUCAGGGGCUGAAGCAGUCCCUAAUAUGCGCAUAGAUGUUAGUACUUUACUUCUAACGUACAUCGACUCGAUCAGGGGCUGAAGCAGUCCCUAAUAUGCGCAUAGAUGUUAGUACUUUACUUCUAACGUAGUUACUUACUUACUUCUCUCUCUCUUUGUUCCUAUCCAGCUGUGGACUUUCUGGCCCUAGGCUCUAGGCAUUAUAAAUGCUAGAGCUCUGGCUCUAUUGACAACUUUUUUGCUUGAGAAGAUUUAAAGAAUGAAUAUUACUUACUACUAACAGAUCGACUCGAUCAUAUUAAUGGAGGACUUUAAAGUGGAGCUUUGUAUAGAGUCUGUUAAUAAUAUUGCAGAUCCCUCACCGCUGGACUGUGUUAUGCGGGAUCGCACCGAAUUUAAGCAGGGCGAUUUCCGUUCUAUGGAUUGGUCCGACCUUACGAUUGGCUUCAUUUCUGCCGCUUGCUUCAGUGACGAGUUGGUCGGCGAUAUCUGCAAGAAGAUGCGCCUCGAAAGCAAAGAGCUGCGCCAUUUCGCAUUGAGUGCUAUGGUGAUCGUAGUUGAGUAACCAUUGCAAUCAUCUACGAAUCAUUUUUACCUAUCCAAUGUGAGUAAUCUGUCGAUCAUCUACGAAUCAUUUUUACCUAUCCAAUAUGAGUAAUCUAUCGAUCAUCUACGAAUCAUUUUUAUUGCCUAUCCAAUAUGAGUAAUCUGUCUAUCAUCUACGAAUCACUUUUGCCGGAUAGAUGUCUAGUUGUCAGUAAAUGUCUCUAAUCUUCGGAGUGUAUGAUCUUUUGAUGCUUUCCUGAAGAUGCUGUCCUCUAUCUUUGCUGUGAUGCUUCUUUGACGUCCUUUAUCUGUCCUUUAUCUGUCCUACACCCUCUAUCUCGUUUCCUACACCCUCUAUCUCGUAUCCUACACCCUCUAUCUCGUAUCCUACACCCUCUAUCUCGUAUCCUACACCCUCUAUCUCGUGUCCUACACCCUCUAUCUCGUAUCCUGCACCCUCUAUCUCGUAUCCCAUGGACGCCUCAUCCGCCUCAUCUUCUUAGCUAUUAGAAUCUAAUGAAAGAUACCAUCAAUUGACGGGUCCUCGCGGGUACUUGCAGUGUGCAUGCUGGCUCGAGGAGUACACGAGCACAAAGCUAAAUAUGACCUGGGCCACGGCUUCGGAAGUGAAGCUUUUCAGCCGAAAGUUAUGAUGAUCUCAUGUCUAUCGAGUGACGAGAAAUACUAUAUUCUUCAGUAGCCUCAUUCACAAUAUUAAUGCUCCGAGGUUGACCUUGAGCUUGACAAGGAAGCUCCUGUAGUAUCUCUUUCUAAAAACAGCAGGAUUGGUCGACGAGAAGGCAUGUGAAAAGCAGGAUCCGCAGGAGAACGAGGAGCAAGGUGGCUCCACCGUGGGCUCUAGCAAGAAGGAUGACGCCGAGCUCGUAACGUUAUAGACGGGAAGUGUCGUGCGCAUGUGCAUAUGUGGGGAGUAGGAUUGUGUGAAUGCGAAGUCGAUGCAUCCUCUCGUCUUAUCUCAACACUAUAGAAGCUUCCUCCAGAACAGGUACUCGAAAAACUGAAAUAACCGAGUUACUGACUGAAAUAAGGGGCGUAGCUUAACGUCAAGGCUACUCUUCCUUCUCGUCAGUCCCUCGGUUAUUCUGAGGAGUUACUUGCUUAUUUCAGUUUUUCGAAUAAAUGAAUGAAUGAAGAGGGGAAUAUUUUUGGAAAAACUAAAAGUGGGAUAGCUAUGACAAUAUCUCAGAACUUGUGACUGUCAAAAGAUCUUGAUCUUUUGGAGCGCUUUUUCAAGGGAGCACCUUAAGAUAGCUACUUUUUCAAGAAACUAGACAACUGCAGAUUAGUCGCAUUUGAGGAAGGUGAAUUUAGGCAAUCAUCUCUGACAAAUGAGAAAACCUCUGAAAAAUGAACAGGUGAGCAAAUGUAACUAGCAGCUCACACAACCGCUGAGCGGAUGAAAUAGUGAUAUAUACUACCAACGACCGAAAAAGCCGAGCUACGCAUGAUGAAAUUACGCUUACGCGACUAGAUAUUAUUUGAGCUUACUUAUUGUAUUUCGUUUAUACAUCACGUUUAUACAUCUUCUUCCAUUCGAAGACAUCGUAAAGAGCAGAGCUCAAAUAAAACUGACCUUUCAGAAUAUUUGACAACAAUGAAUCACAACGCAGUAUGUGACAGGAAUGUGCAAGCUCCUUCGGGAAAAUUUUUGAGAUCACACUUUUUGGUGUGAUUCUAAAACUUUAUAGAACACUACGGAACUCGUACUCGACGCUCUCCCUCUUGAAGUCUUUAAAUGAUGUCGAGACCAAAUGUAAACUCUUCUAUGCAACAACGAAC
Molecule: messenger RNA, 4722 nt
Organism: Amoebophrya sp. A25
Lineage: Eukaryota; Dinophyceae; Syndiniales; Amoebophryaceae
Source: the annotation of a GenBank genome assembly